AUGCGGAGGUGUCUUUCGUGGAAGCCAACGCCGAUCGGUUGGACGUCCGUCCGCCGAUAUUCCUGCUCGCCCGGUCUCUCAGCACCAGCUCGAGACAGCCACUCCAUCCACAUCGCCAGUGAACAGCUUUGCGGUCAGAAGCCUAGAGAUACUCGCCGUGAAAAUUGCAGAGUGCUAACCGCUUUCUUAGACGAUAUACUCGAGAGACUCGCUCCCAGCUUCUCCAGCAAUGGCCCCAUCGAUAUCAUCGACCUUUACCCCGGCACCGGCCUCUUCUCAACGAAAAUCAACACGCUCCUCAGCCCGCGACGCCAUAUCCUCCUUGAACCGCACGAGAAGACAUAUCUCCCCCAUUUAAAACCCCUGCUAGAACGCAGUUCACGCUACACGCUUCUACCAUGGGACCCUCUCGAUGAGAACUCGAUUAACAAGCUGUUCUCACCCGAACACCUCCCCGAGCAACUCCAGCGCGAUCUGGGCCCCAAGGGAGCGUGCCAGGCCAAUCCCUCUUUGCUAGUGCUGGCAAACCUGACACGCCACCGACGGAACUAUGCGACGAGGAGCAUAACUUUCUUCCGACAUCUGGAAACCUGUCUUGAUCAAACGCUCUUCCACCAGUUUGGUCUGGUGCGGAUGAUCACCAUGUUCGCCGAAAAAGACGCCAGGACACUACUACCUAGAGCCCUGUUCAACCGGAGGAGAUGGGCGGUACUGUCGGAGGCAGUGGGGUCGGAGCUGGUUCAACUCACGGGAGACACUCUUGAAAGCAACAAUGCUGCCAUAAAAGGAGGCCCCUGUUGGGAGCAAUCCGUGGAAGAAACUGCUGCGCGCGCGAAAGCAGCAGGCAUCUUAACUGCUUCGUCCCGGCAGCCAGAGCCAAUAGAAAAGGCACCUGCGCCAUUGAUGAUAAGAAAGAGACCUAUAACCGUUUACGACCGGCCCAAGCAGGACUGGCACGACAAGUAUCUCGAAUACUAUGAAGAAUGGCGACAACAUAAGGAAGCCAAUCCUAAAUCCACAAGAGUCCCGGACCCUGAAAAGGCCAAACGCUUCACCCUUUAUCGAAAGCGGCUCUUCCUCGAAAAUAGACAGGUGCCGAUAAUCGAACAAGCCGCCAGCAAAAACCUCGCCAUAGACUCCAUCCGCUCCCAACUCCGCACCAUCAUGGACAAUGGCAGACCAUAUCCCGCCCGCACCACCGCCCUCGUCUCCCAGCUGGACGCCCUGGUCUCCGAGCGCCAGGAGCUCUACUCCCAACUGACCCCCCUGGCCCAAUCCCACGCCAUCCAACGCUACCAGGAAUCCCAAAACCUCACCAACCCCAACCGCACCGCCCGCCUCCUCUUCUGGGACCGCCGCCCCUACGAGCCCCUCCGCGUCCAACCCACAGAAUUCCACCCCCAGACCCCCUGCGCCCUGCUCGACUUCCACCCCAACCCGUCCUCCCCCAUGCUCCACACCCUUCAGCAACACAUCGCCGCCCACAAACCCCGCGACGCCUACCUCAACAUCAUCACCGUCUUCCAGCACCUCCUCCGCGCCAUCUCCCGUGGCACCGCCAAAGCCGUCGACCGCACCCUCCUCCGCCCCUUCUUCCCCGGCCGCUCCGUGCCCGAGCUCGUCCGCGCCAUACCCUCCCUGCGCCGCUUCGCCAUUGUGAAUGCGUCGUAUUGCGGCGAGCGCUUGCCGGAGAAUCUGCAGCUGGAGUACGGUGAGGAUUGUCUGUCGGAGACGCUGGUGAGGGUCUUGCCGGCUGAGGUGUUGUGGGAUAUCGCGCUGGAGUGGGAUCGGUGGCCGAUGAAGCCUGUGGAUGCGCGGGAUCUGUGGAAGCUGGUGGGAGGACAUCGGUUGAACGAAUUGGAGUCAACGUUUACGUCGGGCAGGGCUUGA
This is a messenger RNA of Uncinocarpus reesii 1704, 1890 nucleotides long. RefSeq lists its product as uncharacterized. The record is from RefSeq and is a predicted model, not a curated record. Bases 1 to 1890 code for a protein of 629 amino acids. The transcript has a single exon. Lineage: Eukaryota; Fungi; Ascomycota; Eurotiomycetes; Onygenales; Onygenaceae.